Messenger RNA from Ictalurus furcatus (blue catfish), 1919 nucleotides. RefSeq lists its product as uncharacterized. Gene Ontology annotation, cellular component: membrane. The record is from RefSeq and is a predicted model, not a curated record. The coding region runs from base 108 to 1667 and encodes 519 amino acids. Lineage: Eukaryota; Metazoa; Chordata; Actinopteri; Siluriformes; Ictaluridae. The transcript is spliced from 17 exons.
UUGCCACACCUGUGCCACUAACUACCUUGUCACCUCAGCAGGUCUUCUUUAUUGUUGUUGUUGAUUUCUGGGUGAAAUUAGGUUUGAACGCACCUCCGUUUAAGAAGAUGAGUGAAGGCUUCACCAUUGUGACCUACGUGCACCCAUUACUGAUGGGUCAAAAUCCCCCAGCUGGCAAUAACAUGGGAAAUGCAUCCACGCCAUCGAUACUUCCGUUUCUGAAAGGCCAUCUGAAAGCACUGGGGACCAUCCAAAUAAUGAUUGGGGUGGUGACAUUUCUGUUUGGAAUUAUUCUGGCUUUCAACUGGAAUAUACCCAUUUCCGUUAUUAGUGGAAUUGUGUACUGGGGCUCGCUAAUUUACAUCAUUACUGGAUCUCUGUCUGUCGCAGCAGAACCCAAACUACAUCCCUGUUUGGUUAAAGGCUCACUGGGAAUGAACGUGGUCAGCGUUGUAGUUUCAGGAACAGCCAUCUUCAUACUUUGCAUCGACUGUUUCCUGCAAUUAAUAUGCGAGUACUGCAGCACUGAAGAAAAUAGGGAGACGGUCAGAGUCACUGGAGUGCUGGCGGUUUUGUCUCUGCUUCAGUUCUUCAUCUCCAUCUGCAUCUCAGCGUUCGCCUGUAAAGCCACCUGCUGCUCUGAACCGAUGGUACCUGUUGUAACUAUCGCCCAUCCUGCUCACAUCAACCCACAGGGGAUCAAUGGAGUCAUGUACAGUCCACCAACAGGAAGUCCUCCAGCGUACAGCAUGGCAGAAAUGUCCAUCAGUUGCACACUGCAAAAUCUCGCCAGAAGCAGUAUGCCAUCUGGGUAUUUCUCGCCUACUGAGAAUUCGGACAUACUACAGCUCUGGCAUACUGCUUUUAUGUGUAAAAAUGUGGUGUACAUCCCUCAAGCCCAGGUGAACAUGUACAAACCCGGCACCACAAAAUGUUUCAAAUCUGGAUUAAAUACACAAAUGGCUCUUACUGGACAAACCCUCCCACCUGGACAUAAUAUGGCUAACACGUCCCCACCGCCAAUUGUUCGGUUCCUGAAAGCUGAGCCGAAAGCACUCGGGACCGUCCAAAUAAUGAUCGGACUGAUAACUUUACUGUUUGGGAUUGUGUUGGCGUCUGAUUUUUCAGUUGCCCUAGCCUCUGUUUUAACCGGAAAUCUUUACUGGGCCUCGAUAGUCUACAUCAUCGCUGGCUCUCUGUCUGUUGCAGCAGAAACCAAACUUCAUCCUUGUGUGGUGCAGGGCUCGCUGGGAAUGAAUGUGGUCAGUGCCAUAUUUUCAGCAGUAGGCAUCGGUGUACUGAUAACAGACUUUUUCUUAUAUUAUAACUGCUACACUAGUGAAUGUUACAGUUUUCAGGCACGGACUAAAGCGAUCAGUGGAGUGCUGCUGGUUUUUGCUGUUCUUCAGUUCAUCAUCUCCAUUUCUAUCUCAGUGUUCGCCUGUAAAGCCACCUGCUGCUCUGAAACCAUGGUGCCUUUUGUAACGUAUGCGAACCAAACUGUCACUGGCAACCCACAGGUGCCUGUUGCAACCUUUGCCAACCAGGCAGUCAGAGGUAAUGCACAGAAUUUGGUGUACAUCCCACAAGCCCAGGUGAACAUGAACAACCCGGUGCAACAAAACCACCCGGUGCAACAAAACAUCUAUGAUUGGCCCGGUAGAUAACUAUUAAGUUAUCAAAACAAGCAAAAAAGUUAUUUUAAUUCGACCACACACUAGUUUCUAUACACAAUAUAUCAUGUCAUAGCUAGUGUGAUGGUUAAGGUUUGAAAUAAAUAAAAACAUUUACAAAUAAACCUCUGAUAAAAAUGUGUUCAGUUCAUAUACAGUCAAUUUCAUAAAUAUUUGGACAAUAGCAAAUUAUUGUUAUUUUUGCGGUCUGCCACAGUUGAAUUAAAAUUAAAUAAGCCCAAAGUG